Acanthaster planci (crown-of-thorns starfish) is the source of this 2710-nucleotide messenger RNA. It is a transcript of the gene prmt2, whose product is annotated as protein arginine methyltransferase 2. Gene Ontology annotation, molecular function: protein-arginine N-methyltransferase activity; protein binding; histone methyltransferase activity. The record is from RefSeq and is a predicted model, not a curated record. Gene Ontology annotation, biological process: chromatin remodeling; peptidyl-arginine methylation, to asymmetrical-dimethyl arginine. Lineage: Eukaryota; Metazoa; Echinodermata; Asteroidea; Valvatida; Acanthasteridae. Gene Ontology annotation, cellular component: nucleus.
UAGGCCCAUAACUUGAACAAGCAACUUGUGCGGACGUACUUCCGCGCCGGAUUUUCGUCUUCAGCUUGACGACUGAGAAUACAUCAUUUAGGCCUGGAGUCGUGGAGAUUCACACAAAAGGGAAGUUGAAGAAGUUCCAAUCCUCGUAGGCAUUUGAACGCUCUUCAGAGAUGGAUGCGGGAAGUGCAAAUGAUGAUGCAGAUGGCGAAACUGAGGAGCAGGCAUUUUCUGAUAGCAGCGAUCAUCAGCAAUGUGAAGAAGACAAUGAUGUCUUGGAGGUUGUCACCGCCUUUGCCGAUUUCCAGCCCACGGAUGACAGUCAGCUUCGCUUGCAAAUAGGUGACGAGCUGGCCAUUAUCUCAAAGAGCAGUGCUGAUUGGUGGUGGGCUCGAAAAGGGGAGUGCACUGGCUAUGUGCCGACCAAUCACAUAACUUCGCUUUCAGACGAGGGGGGAGGUUGGCAAGACGGCGAAUAUUUCAGUAGCUACAACACAAUGAAGUUACAUCUUGAGAUGUUGCAGGACAAGCCCAGAAACACUGCCUACUGUACAGCCUUUCAGCAGAACCAGCAUCGCAUUCAAGGAAAGGUCGUCUUGGACAUUGGCUGUGGUACAGGAAUUCUCAGCAUGUUUGCAGUCAAGCAAGGCCAAGCAGCUCAGGUCUUUGCUGUGGAAGCAAGCGAGUUUGCCAAGCAAACCCAAGCUCUUGUUGAUGCCAACGGUAUGUCCGACUCCAUUCACGUACUGGAGGGAAAGGUGGAGUCGGUAGAGCUCCCACAACAAGUGGAUUUGAUCGUCUCAGAGUGGAUGGGAACAUUCCUGCUGUUUGAGUGGAUGAUUGAGUCUGUCAUCUUAGCCCGCGACCGAUGGUUGAAGGAAGACGGCGUCAUAUGGCCCUCCCAUGCCGCUUUAUACUUUGUGCCUUGCUCUGCCGAGGAACUCUACCAGAGCAAAGUUGGAUUCUGGGAAUCUGUUCAUGGCUUUGAUUUCUCAUCUUUAGUACCACUUGCAAAGGAAGAGUUUUUCCACACACCAUUGUACAAUCACAUCAUGAAACAGGAAGACUGCCUAUCACUGCCCCAACGAAUAUUACAACUUGACAUGAAGACGGUCACCGGAAGCGAAUUAGAGGAAGUCACACAUCAAUUUAAUUACACAGUGAGCAAGGCUGGUACCCUGCACGGUUUUGCCUCCUGGUUCCAAGUGGACUUUGCCGGCUACCCGUCUAACAACUCCAAGCCCUGCAUUUCCCUCAACACUGGGCCAGACUACCCGCUGACACAUUGGAAACACACCUUGUUCAUGAUGGAUUCACCGAUCACUGUAGAACAAGGAGACAGAAUCGAAGGAGCUGUAAUAAUUCAAAGGAACAAAGUCUGGCGGCGGCAUAUGAGAGUCAACUUAGAGUACAGUGUUACAUCCACCAAUACCAAUGACAUUCAGUCCUUUGCAAAGCUGUUCCCUAUCUGGAGGUAGCAUGGCACCGUCCUGGCUACUGCAAGAUGAAAGCAUCCCCAACAGCUUCCACUGAGUUUGGCAACCAUUUAUGUAUGAAUAUUCAACAGACUUCUCACAGAAAACCAUGUGUCUUCUGGAGGUAGAGACUUGAAAUUGAUAUCUAAUGCGGGUGUGUUGGAUCUUUAUAAAUUAGGGUAAGUGCAAUGAUUGCCAAAGUGUGCUGGUCAAAUUAUAUGAAGUCGUACAUCUGUACUUUUUAUAUGAAUUUUAAGUGGAUAUCUUGUUUUGGCAAAAUAUGAUUCUAUCUGAAACAUCCAGAGCUUUAAGAAAUGUUUGCACUGAAAUGAAAUCAGGACUCUUAACAGAAAAAAAGGUGUUGGAUGUAAAAUGCAGAGAGACGUAUCCUCAGCCAUUUCGUAAUCAGAGAAGUGCAGAAAAUAAUGCAAAGGUGCAGCUUUCUAAUUCUACUGAAAAAUUUGUGGACAUUCCAGCAGUAAGAUAAUUGUAAUUUAAAGGUUUUGCUGUGAUUCUGUUGAAUGAGUGGUUCUGUGAGGCCACACUUCUGGCAGGCGGACAAUGCAUGUUAAAAAAGGACGAAAAAUUUCUCCAACAUGUCCAGUACUGGAAAAUGGUCCUUUAUACCCAGAAAAGAGGAAACGGAUAGCCUUAUUCUUUCUUCCUUUUUUGUAGCAAUUUGGGCAAAAGGUAAAGCAUAAUUAGGCAUCCAUAACAGAUUAUCAACAGGUUUUUUCAACUAUUUAAAAAGGUGCAAUAUUUCUCCAAUCUGCAGCGAAAAAAUACAUCAAACAUUUUGAAAUAGUUGGUGCAAGGUUCCAUCAAGUAGAGUGCCAAGGGUUAUGGUUUGUGAUUGACUUACAGUAGCAGAUUGCUGGAAAAAGCCAAUCUUGAGAUAAGAGUGCCGAAAAUUCACUACUCAAAGGAAGUUCAGGACCACUUUUACUUUGUGUAUACUUCUUUUACAUGAGAUAUUUUUCUGCUGAAAAUGUACAUUUGAUGUUUUGAAACACUUGUUUGAUUUUCUAUUCCAAUGAGAACACCAUCUAGACAAAAAAUGCAAGAACUAGACCCCACUCAGUGCUUGGAAAAAAAUUAUAAGUUAACAAAAAAUUGGUGCGUAACUUUUUUUGAGUAGUGUAGGUGUGUCUCAGGAUGAAGCCUAACUUGAUUGUGAAAUCUUCCACAUUUUUGCCAUUGAAGUAUUUCCAAUAAGACAUGGCAGUUCUGUACCUCAA